CACACAGACAUGGACUCACUCAUGUUACACAAUGUAAGUCAACUUUUGAAAUGUCUGGGAGCAAACAAUUAACACUCUACCUGCUCAAGAUGUUGUCGGAAGAUGUCUGGAACAGAAUGUGAACGUCUAAACUUUCAGCAAGUUGCACGGCGAGUACUGCGAGCAGCAGCGUGUCACUGCCACACAAAGAAGCAUCAGCCGGCAGAACAGAGCUGAAGCACUGCGAACCAGACGUUCUUUCCCCGGUAUCCCUUGUGCGUUUAUUCAGUCAAGAGGCGGACUCAUGAUUCGGAAGGGGUUUCGGGUUUUUUUGCUCGGUGUUGCAUGGACAGUUGGCUAUCUAAUCGUAUGUGAUUAUGUCUGAUCCAAGUUACUGGAGCGCUGUGCCUGGAAGCAGCAAAGCUAAUUUUGUGAGGGGUGCGAUGCUCAAGCGAUCCAAAAGUUGCCGUAGCAGUAAUAGGAAGAGCCUUGGUGUAGGAACACCGUCACCCACCCGGCCUCUCUCACCUCUCUCUGCCCACACAGUUGCCAGCAGCCCUCUAGACAGCCCACGAAAUGUGUCCACUGCUAUUUGCUCACUCAACUUCCCUUUCGCCCGCAGCCACCUGGCUCGAGCUGACAGAGCGGAAGGUAGACGGUGGUCUUUGGCUUCCCUUCCAUCAUCAGGUUAUGGUACCAACCCCCCCAGUUCAACCGUCUCAUCUUCAUCCUCAUCUCAAGAACGACUCCACCAGCUUCCAUACCAACCCACACAGGACGAACUUCAUUUUCUGUUCAAACACUUCCGAAGUUCGGAGAGCAUGACUGAGGAAGAUGGGCGGCCCUCAACAUUUAUACGGCCCCGGUCACGUAGCCUUAGCCCUGGACGAACAGGUGGCUCAUUUGAUAAUGAAAUUGUAAUGAUGAACCAUGUCUAUAAGGAGCGCUUUCCAAAGGCCACUGCACAGAUGGAGGAGCAUUUGCUGGACAUCAUCAGACAGUGUUCCUCGGACAGCACCCUCCCAUUGGGUGAUGGAGUCCUUGGGUUUAUCCAGCACCAGCUGGUGGAGCUUGUCAGAGACUGUCUGGAUAAAUCCCAGAAAGGCCUGAUCACAUCCCUGUACUUCAUCGAGCUGCAGGAUAAACUAGAAAAACUGCUGUAUGAGGCUCUGGAGCGCUCUGAGAGUGAGGAGGUUUCUGUUAUCACCCAAAUGGUGAAGAAGAUUCUCAUCAUCAUCUCACGCCCUGCACGACUGCUCGAGUGUCUGGAGUUUGACCCUGAAGAGUUUUAUCAUCUACUAGAGGCUGCAGAAGGUCACGCUAAGGUCGGCCAGGGUAUCAAAACGGAUAUUCCUCGAUAUAUAAUCAGCCAGCUUGGGCUCAACCGAGAUCCCCUUGAUGAAGUUGUUCAGCUAGAAGAGCAGUAUGAUUCAGGCCCCACACUGACUGUUGAUUUAGAAGAAUCUGUAGAGCAGAAUAAAUCAUUACCCACACCAUCACGAAGGAAACCACUGGAGAGUGAUUUUGAGACCAUAAAACUCAUCAGUAAUGGGGCUUAUGGGGCUGUGCAUCUGGUAAGGCAUAAAGAAACUCGCCAACGAUUUGCCAUGAAAAAGAUCAAUCGACAGAACCUGAUUCUGCGGAACCAGAUCCAGCAGGUGUUUGUGGAGCGUGACAUACUGACGUUUGCAGAGAACCCUUUUGUAGUUAGCAUGUUCUGCUCUUUCGAGACACGGAGGCACCUGUGCAUGGUUAUGGAGUAUGUGGAAGGUGGAGACUGUGCCAAUCUGCUGAAAAACAUGGGCCCACUUCCUGUGGAUAUGACCAGGAUGUACUUCGCGGAAACGGUUCUGGCACUGGAGUACCUCCACAGUUAUGGCAUUGUGCACAGGGAUCUCAAACCAGACAACCUCUUGAUUACUUCGAUGGGACAUAUUAAACUCACUGAUUUUGGGCUCUCUAAAAUCGGCCUCAUGAACAUGACCACCAAUCUGUACGAAGGCCACAUUGAGAAGGACACCAGGGAGUUCAUCGACAAGCAGGUUUGUGGCACUCCAGAGUACAUUGCUCCGGAAGUGAUCUUGAGGCAGGGCUAUGGGAAACCUGUGGACUGGUGGGCUAUGGGCAUCAUUCUGUAUGAGUUCCUGGUUGGAUGUGUUCCAUUCUUCGGAGACACACCUGAAGAGCUUUUUGGGCAGGUGGUGAGUGAUGAGAUUAUCUGGCCAGAUGGAGAUGAUGCCCUUCCUGUAGACGCCCAGGACAUGAUCACACGAUUACUGAAACAAAGCCCACUUGAGAGACUUGGAACAGGUGGUGCUUCAGAGGUAAAGCAGCAUAUGUUCUUCAAUGGUCUGGACUGGAACGGACUCCUGCGUCAGAAAGCUGAAUUCAUCCCUCAGCUGGAGGCAGAAGAUGACACUAGUUAUUUUGACACACGAUCUGAACGCUACCAUCAUUUGGCCUCUGAUGAGGAUGAUGAAACUAAUGACGAAGAGUCUUCCCUCGAAAUACGACAAUUUUCAUCUUGGUCAAAUCGCUUCAGCAAGGUUUACAGUAGCACGGAGCACCUGGCCACCCCAUCCAACCUAAGUUUCUCCUCUGACCGGAGUCACAGUGAAGAGAUAGAGGACCGGGCAGAAGGAAGAGAAACUCACUCCCCUGGAGAGAUCCAACGCCAGGCAUCCACUGGUGACAGGAGGCUGUCUGCACAGAGGGCAUGCCUGCGUCCUCGAACUUCCUCUAGCUCCUCUCAGCCUGAGCGUGCCGUGAGCCCCCUAGUGGUGAGCAGCACACACAGCCUGGAGGCCAUGCCUCGAUUCACCCUGUCCACAGAUGAUGAGGCUGAAGUCGUCGUAACCAACCUGCGGCGAAUCAGACUACGUAGCAACAGCACUGGAACAAAACACUCGUCGCCAAGGGAACAAGGGAGUCCUCAGUGCUUUGGGAAUCAACUGGAGACGCCUGACAGGCAGCACCUCUCACCAGGACGCAAAGUCCCCAAGUCUGCUUCAGUGUCCACUCUCUCACUCAUCAUCACGCCAGAUGAAGGAAGUGGCAGUCUGCAGGCUCGAUCCAUUUACCCUCGAUCGAUUUCUUCUAACCCAUCAUCCCGAGACUCCUCCCCCAACCGAGAUCUGUCCCUCAGCAUUAGCAGGCUUCGCCCACCCAUCAUCAUCCACAGCUCUGGGAAGAAAUAUGGCUUCACCCUGCAGACCAUUCGUGUUUACAUGGGGACCAGUGACAUCUACACCAUACACCAUAUGGUCUCGGGUGUGGAGGAGAGCAGCCCUGCCCAUGAGGCUGGCCUGCGAGCUGGAGAUCUGAUCACUCAUGUGAAUGGAGAGUCUGUGCAGGGUCUCGUGCACACAGAGAUGAUGGAGCUUCUGUUGAAGAGUGGGAACCAGGUCUCCCUGCAGACCAUUGCCCUGGAGGACACAUCCAUAAAGAUUGGGCCAGCACGUAAGAGCAGCUGUAAGGGAAAGAUGGCUCGACGCAGCAAGAGAAGCAAGUGGAAGGACAAUCAGGACCGGAGGCGUGGUAUGCUGAAGAAGCUGUCUAAACAAAGCACUGUCAUGCAUAGUAGCCGGAGUUUCUCCUCUGGGCUGCAUCACUCUGUGUCCUCCAGUGAGAGUUUGCCGGGGUCUCCCACGCACAGCCUUUCUUCUGGACCCACUACACCCUGCCGAAGCCCUGUCCCAGAUCACCCCACUGAUGCCAGCGUCCCCCUGAACACCUCUCCAUGCUCCAGCUCCCCAAGUUCACCGGCAGUCCAGAUGCGACCCAGCUCUCUGCACGGCCUCGGGUCUAAACUCGGCAACCAGCGCUACACUAAGGUGGGAAGACGGAAGUCCACCAGUAGCAUCCCACCCUCUCCUUUGGCCUGCACUUCCUCACCACAGGCCCUGUCCCCCCAGCGCUCCUCCUCUCCCUUACCCAGCAUCUCCAAAACUCUCCACCACUCUUUCCACGGCAAGACUAUAUCUCCCCCCACCAUCAUUCGGCACGUGGUCAGACCUCGAAGUGCAGAACCUCCCCGUUCCCCUCUGUUGAAGAGAGUCCAGUCUGCAGAGAAACUCUCGGGGGCUUUAUUCGCUGACAAAAAAAACCCACGCAGACACACUCUGGAGGUCCCCCAUUGUGAGGUGGACGUUCCAGGGGAUUUUGAGGGCGAGGGGCCGGUAUAUACAGCAGAUCACGGCAGGCUGGGUGGGUACCUGUGUGUGCAGAGAUUGCGGGACUGGCCUGGUGAGCGUAUGGAACAGAUUGUCAUAAUGCGCAAGCUGAAUCUUUCAGAGCGCCGAGAUUCCUUCAAGAAACAGGAAGCUGUGCAAGAAGUGAGCUUUGACGAGCCAGAUGACAGAGCUCCCCAGAUCCCUGCUCAGACAGUCACGUCAGCUGGCGCGCGGCCCAAGCAGGCAGAGCGGAUGAUUGGUGAAAUGCAAUCAGAGGACGAUAGUGUGGCGAGGAGAAAUCCGCUGGUUCCUCAGAUCGCUGUGCAAGGAUCAGAAAGCGAAGAGGCUGAUGACUGGAGGCUUUGCUCAGAUGAGGAGGAGGAGGAAGAAGACGCAGAGGAAAAGGAAAGCAUCUCGCGUACUCCGAGUCAGGGUGACCCUCAGGCUGACUGCACUGCCACACACCUCAACAGCUGCGCAUGAAGCCACUGAGACGAAUGCAGAUACAUCAAAGCAAGAAAAGAAGCAUCAGAGUCAAGAGAAAGGCAAACUGAAAAAGAUAAAUGAAGGAGAGCUUCAUCUGCACUGGCUUCUCGGAGCAUCUGCUGAGAUGUUUGGAUCUCGGAAUUCAAAGAAUGGAGUUAAUGUAUUACAGUAUGUUAAAGGAAUAGUUCUCCCAAGAAGGAAAAUUCUGUCAUUAUUUACUCAGUCAAUGGUGACAUUAUUAUUUUUUUUGGGGAAGGUAUUUAUUUAAUGAGUAAGCUAGUCUUAUACAGGGAGUAUUUAUGCUUUUUUUUUUAUUUAUUUAUGAUGCACAUUUGAGAGGUACUGUUGGCCAAAACAAGAAAAAACAUGUUGACUACAUUUUUCUCACCUUCUGUGUACCUGCUGAGGAGAGAAAUUGAAUGAUUAGAUUUUUCUAUGAAAAUGUAUGAAAACUUCAAGCUUUGAAACCAUUUCAUCCUCCAAGAGUUCAAGCUCUUAAUUUUUUUACACCAAAUUAAUGUCGAUUUUAAAAGCUACUAACUCAAAUGAUGCUUGAAUGAAAUUGUCAUGUGGCCCUUUUUAUGUAUAAUUACACAGAAUCUCAAAGAAAUGCCAGAGCAUGUCAUUUUAAAUCAUCUAUGCCUAUGAAUAACGGACUGUGUGUUUACCGUUAGGUUUUUAACUGUGGGAACCCCACAGAUCACUUGAGAUCUCAUUUGUAGUGCAUGUUGGUCAGUCUGAAAAAGUUUUUUUGUUUUUUUGUCUACAUGAAUUUGAUGCUUCAACCCAAAUAUUCGUAGUUUUACUCCGUUUAAAUGUAUUAAAUGUAUUAAAUUGUUUUUUAUUUUAGAUUAUUAUUUUAAAAUUAAAGUCCUUCCAGAAUGCUCAGUUCUUAGUGAUAAGUCUGACAUUGCUAUGAAUUUAGCAGUCCCUUUUCUUACUAGAUUUAUUACAUUUGUUUUGUCUUUUUUUACUAGCAUCCAAAGUUUUCAUCUUGUUCAACAUGAAUAGGUAACCAAUUUUAUAGCUAAAACUUUUCACAGAUAAUUUUUUUUUCACCAUGUUCCCACAGGUUGGUGUUUUUUUUUUUUUUUUUUUAGUUUGUUUUUUUGUCUUUCCAAAUAGUCUGUUGUUUUAAUCUAUCAAUGUGUUUGGAUGUGCUCAGCCACAACUAAAUUAUAACAAUUGUUUGGAUGUCAUUAGCAGCAUACAUUAUACUAUUGUAAUCUCAGAAUUCAUUAUGUCACUAACCACAAAGUUUUCCAUGGACUGUUGGCCAAUAGCAAGUUCUUGCAAUCAUUUGUACCUGGAAUAAUGUUUACAUUUUUUAUAAAUGUGGAUUUCUACUAUGCGAAAGGGAACUGUAUGGACUGUUUUUAACAUAUGUUGACUAAUGUAAUGGCAAAUCUGUGCAGCACUGGAGUCAGGAGGCUUUAGGUAGAAACUGUUGUGUUAAAGUUUGGACUGAUGAUAUCAUUGUUAAUGGGCUUAUCCCACUAACACUGCACACAUCAUACUGGAUGUUAAUGGGCUGAUCUCACUAACACUGCACACAUCAUACUGGAUGUUAAUGGGCUGAUCUCACUAACACUGCACACAUCAGACUGGAUGUUAAUGGGCUGAUCUCACUAACACUGCACACAUCAGACUGGAUGUUAAUGGGCUGAUCUCACUAACACUGCACACAUCAGACUGGAUGUUAAUGGGCUGAUCUCACUAACACUGCACACAUCAGACUGGAUGUUAAUGGGCUGAUCUCACUAACACUGCACACAUCAGACUGGAUGUUAAUGGGCUGAUCUCACUAACACUGCACACAUCAGACUGGAUGGUUUCAUGUGUUUUUAUGCAUGACCUUCCUCCAAAACACAGAUGGUUAUUAAUUAUAGGGAUGGAGUUUUUUUGUUUGUAUUUUUUUACUUUAUUACUAAUGUUUUUGUUUAUUUUGGCCUUUUAUGCAAGUGGGCCAGAAAAUAUAGGACAGUGUUUUAUUGCAUACAUUGUUAGAAAUUGCAUGAAAACGUGCAACAGUUAAUUGGAUGUUGAUUUGUUUGAACUUCGUUGAUACUGUUUAUUUAUAUUGGAACUUCAGAGGAACAGCACAUUUACAAGUUAACAAGUUAAAGGAAACAUUUCUCUCUGUUUUAUUUGUUUUUAAUUGCAACCACUUUGUGACUCUGCGCUACUUUAUGCAUCAGGCUACUGUAUCCGGUGCUAUUGAAAUUGUUAGCAUUCCAUGUGUGACAGAAAUUGGUAUAAAUUUCAAUAGGUUGUAUUUUUUUUUCUCCUUUUUUUGGAAUGUCAGCCAACCGAUUGCAUGCUGCAUGUUCAGUUAAUACACAGUAAGCGUUGGCAUGGCAACCUGAAUGCAAUAUGUGUUUAAUGGUCAACUAUAAACAAGAUUUUACAGUACAGUAAGACAGUAAUUCUAUUAAAAGCUAAAUGUCAUGCAGACCCUGUUGUGACAUCUUAUCCCUCUGUAAUUACAGACUUUAAAUUUUGUGGAUGAUGUGUUUGCUGUCUCCAAACAUGUUGUGUGGAACCCAAAGCCACCCUUAAACCUGUUUAGACGAGACAGGGUGACUGCACUUCUGUUACAUUCACACUAGAGCUUUACAGGACAGAACAUGUAUCAUCUUUAUAUCCUGUUGUGCUGAUGUUUUUCUUCCAUUUUUCCAGAAUUGUCAGAGUUCUUGAAUCAUGGUUUGUGUUUGUAAAAAAAAAAAAAAACCUUUAUAAAUAUUUUUUAAUGUUGUUAUUACUGUUUGUCUCAUGAUGUUUUGUAAUAAAGCAUUCACUGGUUGUGAGGGAAGAUCACUGAUUACUUGUACAGGAUGGGUUUGUUUUUGAAAGUCGGUUUCGGUGUAUGCUCAUUUUCUAUCAUGGCUACAAAAAAAAUCCAAUUGAAUUGUAUAUUUAGUGGCUAAAUUUCGCACUGUAUGAGAACCACAAGAAAAUCAUGAAACGUCAAAAAUAUAAAACCAUUGUUGAUGAAUAUUGCAAUUAAUAAAUUUACAUUUGCCU
Messenger RNA from Xyrauchen texanus (razorback sucker), 7661 nucleotides. RefSeq names its product microtubule-associated serine/threonine-protein kinase 3-like. Gene Ontology annotation, biological process: peptidyl-serine phosphorylation; intracellular signal transduction. The transcript is spliced from 27 exons. NCBI's taxonomy places the organism in Eukaryota, Metazoa, Chordata, Actinopteri, Cypriniformes, Catostomidae. The record is from RefSeq and is a predicted model, not a curated record. Bases 357 to 4634 code for a protein of 1425 amino acids. Gene Ontology annotation, molecular function: magnesium ion binding; protein binding; ATP binding.